Messenger RNA from Brassica oleracea var. oleracea, 717 nucleotides. Its product is annotated as profilin-1-like. Gene Ontology annotation, cellular component: cell cortex. The record is from RefSeq and is a predicted model, not a curated record. Bases 140 to 535 code for a protein of 131 amino acids. NCBI's taxonomy places the organism in Eukaryota, Viridiplantae, Streptophyta, Magnoliopsida, Brassicales, Brassicaceae. Gene Ontology annotation, molecular function: actin monomer binding. The transcript has 3 exons.
AACUUUAGUUAACUACGAGAAAAUAUCAAUUUAAAGCACAACAUUUUCCUUGUCUACGAUCAAAAAUCUCAGAAGUCUCAACUCAGAGAAGUCUUUCAGAGAAGCAAAUAACUCGUCGGAGAAGAAGAAGAAGAAGAAUAUGUCGUGGCAAUCGUACGUUGAUGACCAUCUUAUGUGCGAUGUGGAAGGCAACCACCUAACCGCCGCCGCUAUUCUCGGUCAAGACGGCAGUGUCUGGGCUCAGAGCGCCAAUUUCCCUCAGUUGAAGACCGAAGAAAUCAAUGGAAUCACCAAGGAUUUUGAGGAGCCUGGGUUUCUUGCCCCGACCGGUUUAUUUCUCGGUGGAGCUAAGUACAUGGUUAUUCAAGGUGAACCAGGAGCUGUGAUCCGAGGGAAGAAGGGACCUGGAGGCGUUACUAUCAAGAAGACGACUCAAGCCUUGGUCAUUGGCAUCUACGAGGAGCCAAUGACUGGAGGUCAAUGCAAUUUGGUUGUGGAAAGGCUCGGGGAUUACCUCAUCGAGUCUGAUCUCUAAAUUUAUGUUUCUUAAGUUCUUCUUUCGCUAAAAGAAUGCCAUUCCCCUUUUCAUUGUGAUUGAUUGUAAUAACGCGAUCGAUUUGAUGAUACUUUAGAACCAAAUAUCUUUGUUGUCGCUCUUCCGGGUUUGGAUUUGUGCGUCUCUUGUAAUGGCAUUUGAUAAUAUCUUUGUUGGUCAUA